Plasmodium fragile is the source of this 3852-nucleotide messenger RNA. RefSeq lists its product as uncharacterized. Gene Ontology annotation, biological process: mRNA 3'-end processing by stem-loop binding and cleavage. The coding region runs from base 1 to 3852 and encodes 1283 amino acids. Gene Ontology annotation, molecular function: RNA binding. Gene Ontology annotation, cellular component: mRNA cleavage and polyadenylation specificity factor complex. The transcript has 6 exons. NCBI's taxonomy places the organism in Eukaryota, Apicomplexa, Aconoidasida, Haemosporida, Plasmodiidae. The record is from RefSeq and is a predicted model, not a curated record.
AUGAUUUUGGAGGUCGUCCCCCUAUACAGUCACAAGUUUUACAGCACACUGCUGAUAAUUAAAGACCUGGAUGGUUCCAACAAGGGUUGCAAGUUGAGUGCGCUUUUGCAGGAUGGAGAUAAGGAAGAAAUGAUGAGUGGAGAACCGAGCGGGGAGGGAAUUGAAGAGGACGCUGAACAACAACCCAUGGAAGAGCAAUGUGCCCCCAACGGUGAUGCAACGGGCAAGGAUCAAGGGGACCCUCUUUUGAGGAAGACCUAUAAUUAUGACUACCUAAACAACAAGAAGGAUUUUUACGCAAAGGACAAAGAUAAAAAUAUUUAUGUCCUUAUAAAUUGCGGAUGGGAUGAUCAGUUCUGCACGGAGGAUGUGAAGAAUGUGUUACAGGUGUGCGAAUAUGUAGACGUCUUGGUAAUCACAAACCACGGCCUCAGCUUCGUGGGGUGCGCACCACUGGUGUUCCAGGAACUACAGAAGAGAAAGAGGAAAAUCCCAAUCAUAUGUCACGAAUACGUCAAGUCGUACAGCAAGUAUAUUCUCCUGAGUUACUUCAAAUGUACGAACAGUUGCAAUUUUUUAAAAUCUUUUAAAGAUGAUGAAUAUUUCAAAAUCGUGAACGAGCUGUUCUGCAAUGUAACUGCGUUGGAGUUCAGAGAACACUACACCUGUAAAAAAAUCAUAUGUCCAAAAAAAAAAACAGUUUGUAUGCUUCCCAUAUAUUUUAUAAAUAAUGGAGACAACAUAGGAUCUUCCGCAGUGAUUAUAAAAUUUUUUAAUUCCAAAAUAUUGUACUCUGUGAAUUCCCAAAUGUCUGAUUAUACCUUUAUUGAAAAAUCGGAGAUCCUACAACAGUCCAAUGUGUUCACUUACAUUGGCAAUUUUCGCUACACAAAUAAAAAUUACACAAAGAUGGUAGACAUGAAGAAUAUCCUGGGCAUCGUCAACAGGACUAUGAACAACCUGGGAUGUGUACUUCUCCCUGUGGAUAUUGACAGCGUUUUCCUGGAUCUCCUGUUCCACAUCAACGCCCUCCUGGAGGUCAGCAUGCAGAGAUACGUCCUGUUGUUCCUCUGUCCCUAUGCGGAAAACUUCACAAGACUGCUGUUCGCGUCGCUGACCUACCUGAACAGCCACAUAAAAAGUAAUUUCCACAGAAACAGAAUAAAUAUUUUAAAAAUGAAGAACGUGGUGUGUAUAAACAACUACAGCGAUUUUAAAAAAUACGAAAAUGGAUAUUACAUUUUGUUUUCCUUCCCGGCUUCUCUGAACAACGACACGGUGAAGCAGAUUCUGUCAACGUUCCUCACCAGGAAAAAAAACGCAUUAAUAUUCACCAAGAGAUACUAUGCUCCGAGCUUUGCGCACAAAGUGUGUAAUCAUUAUUUUACCCAUAAGGAUCAAAAGAGCAAAGCAGAGCUAUCUUUUUGCUACAGCCAAAAUGUAAAAAUCGACGACGAAAAAUUAUAUGAAAUUUAUUUAAAAGAAAAAAAUAACAUCGAGAAAGACGCCAUGCUUAGCAAAGCUGUUGAGAUGCUGUAUAUAAAAAAGGGGGAGGCUCACUUAAUCGGGAAGACAGACAGAGAUGGAAUGGAUAAGCUGAAGCGGGAGGGCACUAAGGGUGAACAAUUUAUAAAAAAGGAGAAGUACAAACGGGAGAGAAGCCUUGGCGCCUACACAGAGGAAGGCAACGAGGCAGACGACGAUGAUGAAGAGGUGGAUGACGACGAUGAUGAUGACUAUGACGAUGAAGAACAAGAAGAGGAUGAUAACGACGACGAUGAUGAUGAGGAUGAUGACGAUGAGGAUGAUGAAGAUGAUGAUGAGGAUGACGAUGAUGAAGAUGACGAUGAUGAGGAUGAUGAAGGGGAGGAAGAGGACGACGCCCCACACGAUCCGCAGAACUACAACGCGUAUUACCAUUCAGAUGAGGAGGAAGAACAAGAAGGCGCGGAAGGAGAUCUCAAAUUCCCCAACAAGCUGUACAACCAUAGCGACAGCAAUGCCAGUGAUAGUGCCACGGAGAAGGGCAGAAGUGGGAAGCCAAGCGCUAACCACAAGAGGGACAAAUAUGAAGGUGCUUACCGUAGCGACCGCGAUGAUGAAUAUUCACAGGACGGAAUGGAAUCCUCCAGAGGAAAAACACGAACGGGAAAAAUCAGAGUAAAAGAGGAAAGAAUAAGCGACAAUGAAUAUUCGAAAUUGUCCAAUCACCUCCUAAAAAAUGAACAGUCGGAUGAUGCAGACAACACGUACUAUCCGCAUCUAAACAAAAUUGGUAAUGAUAACAAGGACACGCACACACACAAAAAAAAAGUAAGAAUAAAAACAGAACCUAAAACCAGUGAUGAGGAUGAUAUGUAUGGACAUGAAAGUUAUACCAUGAGACAUCCAUUUUCAAAAGAGAGAGAUCAGAAAAGUAUGAGCACAGCAUUUGUAAAAAAUGAAGAAAUAUUUACAAGGGAAAAUGAUGAGGAUGAUUUUGAACAAAAUAACGAAGAAAGCAGUGUUGCAAACGAUGAGCGAAAGAGAAAUUACCAAACGAUACAAAUAUCAGAUUACUACCAAGAAAAGAAGAAAAAGCGAAGUGGAGAAAAAAGGACUAGAAAGGGGAACAACAUGUUAGAUAAGACUUACGAAGAAAAUAAUCAUUCAUCGGAAACGCCGAAAAUGACCUGGAAAAAAAAAUUAAUCAAAUAUUUAAAAACCAUUCCAACUACUGUCCAAGAAGAAAAAGUCUCCCUUCCGGUAGAUUGCUCCAUAAGAACAUUUAACAUAGAAAACUAUAUUAACCAAAAUUCCCUUAACACUAUAAUACAUCUGAUGAAGCCCCAAAAUUUUGUGCUCCUUCCAAGCUGCAAUAGUUUCUUUUCUUUCCAUUUCGAAAUGUUACUACACUCAACAAUACAAUCCAUGGAGGAAAUAAAGUUGCACAGUUUUUAUGUCCCCAAUUGUUCAAGCAGUACAAAUAAGAGGAGUAUUUAUUUGAAUCGCUACUUUUGCUCCAGUGAAAGAAAGACUCUCGACUCGGUUAGCAUUCCUCUAAGUGUUCAUUACGAGAAUGUGCGUAUUAAAAGUAUUUACACGAUGAUCAACACGACCAAGGUUACGGAUAGGCAGUUGAACGUUUUUAAAAUUAAGGCAACCCUAAAUUCCACACAGGGCGAACCCAGUUCGCAGCUAUGCACCAGAAGGCGAAAACGGUUCAUCAACGAACACAGCACUUUCUGGAGCGAAUUCAGUGAGGCGAACUACUCCGUUGCCCUAGACAACCAAAAUGAAGAGACGCAGGAAGGGGAAAAACAUACAAAGGAAGAAAAGGAAAGUCAAAAUCAGGGGGAACAAAGUGCCCCCAAGGAAACAAGCCAAAGUGAAAGUAAGGAAAAGUCGAAUGAGAAGAAACCCUUUUUGGAUUACUACAUAGAUGACGAGGCAGCUAGCGAAGGAGCAACACAGGGGGAAGACGAUCCAAAUUGUGCAGGCGACUCAUCGGACGAGUCUGAUGCUUCGUCAGAAAUGCGAGAUAUGCUCUCGAGUGCAGACAACACAAAUGAAGAACACGUCCCCAGUGGUAGUGUCUACAUCGGUGAAGUAAACAUGAAAAAUUUAUCCCAAGCUAUAAGUAGCACAUUUCAAAGAUGCUUAAACUUUACGCAAGAAAAUCAAAUUAUAAUUGACGGAAAGACAUGUGUUAAGAAGGAAGAACGGGACAUAGCCACGCGAGGACCGACCGGUCAGACGAUGGUCCAGAGAACAAAAAGGAACAUCGUUUGGAAAGUUCAAAGUUCCCUCGAUCCGUCAUUCUACCUUCUUCGAAAUGUUUUGAAGGACAUGUACAAUCAUGUUUCUAUAUGA